This is a messenger RNA of Gastrolobium bilobum, 1974 nucleotides long. RefSeq names its product primary amine oxidase 1. NCBI's taxonomy places the organism in Eukaryota, Viridiplantae, Streptophyta, Magnoliopsida, Fabales, Fabaceae. Gene Ontology annotation, molecular function: primary methylamine oxidase activity; quinone binding; copper ion binding. The transcript is spliced from 4 exons. The record is from RefSeq and is a predicted model, not a curated record. Gene Ontology annotation, biological process: amine metabolic process. The coding region runs from base 1 to 1974 and encodes 657 amino acids.
AUGAUCAUAUCAAGGUGUGAUAAAGUAGCACCCAUGAUUCUUCAUUGUCUAGUUUUAGCCUUUUUUCUGAGAUGCAGCUUCAUUAGUUGUUUGUCUCACCCUUUAGACCCUCUCUCACCUGCUGAAAUCAACAAAACAAGGCACGUACUUCAAGAGUCUUACCUUGGUGCUAUUCCUAAUAUGACCUAUCAUUUUGUGGAUGUCGAAGAACCAGACAAAAAGGAUGUCCUAAAGUGGCUAACUUCAAGUACAAAAGACAAGCCUAUUAUUCUUCGUCAAGCCAAGGUAGUCGUUCGAGCCAAGGGUGAGACUCAUGAGCUUGUAGUGGACUUAACCAGAGGGUCCAUUGUAUCGGAUAAAAUCUACAAAGGUCAUGGAUACCCUCCUUUGACAUUCAAUGAGCUUCUUCAAGCCAGCAAAUUGCCUCUUAAAUAUCCCAAAUUCAAGGAGUCAAUAACCAAAAGGGGCUUGAAUUUGUCUGAAGUUUCUUGUGUACCAUUUACAAUUGGUUGGUAUGGAGAACAAAUCACAAGGAGAGCCCUCAAAGUGGCAUGCUUUUACAGGGGAGAAUCUGUUAAUGUGUGGGCAAGGCCUAUUGAGGGAAUCACAGUGCUAGUUGAUGUUGAUUCAAUGCAGAUUACCAUGUACAAUGACAGGUACAUUGCCCCUUUGCCUAAAGCUGAAGGUACAGAUUUUCAAUCUUCAAGCAGUAGCAGGCAAAAAAUAUCUGCUUCAUGUAAUAUAUCAGAAAUUGGGUUCACCAUCAAAGGCCAUGAGGUCAAAUGGGCUAACUGGGUUUUCCAUGUUGGGUUCAAUGCUCGGGCUGGAAUGAUCAUAUCAACUGCUUCUAUAUUUGAUGCUAGAAAACAAAAGUAUAGAAGAGUGUUAUAUAGGGGUCAUGUGUCUGAGACAUUUGUUCCUUACAUGGAUCCUACAAAGGAAUGGUAUUUCAGGACUUUUAUGGAUGCUGGUGAAUUUGGUUUUGGACGUGCAGCUGAUAGCUUGCAACCGAGGGUUGAUUGCCCAGGCAAUGCAGUGUAUAUGGAUGGUUAUAUGUCUGGGCCUAAUGGAGAGGUGCAACAGGUACCCAGGGCUAUUUGCAUUUUUGAGAGGAAUUCUGGCAAUGUGGCUUGGAGGCAUAUGGAAAUCAACAAUCCCAAAAAAUUGAUAAGAAAUGGAGAGCCUGAAAUUACAUUGGUGGUCAGAAUGAUUGCCACUGUGGGUAACUAUGAUUAUGUUCUUGAUUGGGAAUUCCAACGAAGUGGCAGCAUAAAAGUUGGGGUGGAUCUGACAGGCAUAAUGGAGAUGAAAGCAGUCCCAUAUACACAUAACAGUCAAAUAAAAGAAAAUGUUUUUGGAACCUUGGUGGCAGAAAACACCAUAGCCAAUUAUCAUGAUCACUACAUAACCUACUAUCUUGACCUUGACAUUGAUGAUAAUGGCAACUCUUUCAUCAAUGCCAAGAUACAAAGGGCAACUCCAACUGGCUUUGGAACACCAAGGAAGAGUUACUGGACUGUUGUUAGAGAAGCAGCAAAGAGGGAAGCCGAGGGUAGAAUUCGGCUCGGCUUGGAGCCAGCUGACCUGUUAAUAGUCAACCCAAAUAAAAGGACAAAGCUAGGGAACCAAGUGGGUUACCGGCUGAUCAGUGCACAGCCGGUUACUUCUCUUUUGUCCGAUGAUGAUUACCCACAAAGAAGAACAUCUUACACAAAGUAUCAGUUGUGGGUCACUCCCUAUAACAAGUCAGAGAGAUGGGCUGGAGGGUUCUAUGCUGAUAGGAGCCGUGGAGAUGAUGGCUUAGCCAUUUGGAGCCGGAGGAACAGAGAGAUUGAGAAUACAGACAUAGUGCUAUGGCACACAAUUGGGAUCCAUCACAUUCCUUAUCAAGAAGAUUUUCCUGCAAUGCCAGCAGUUCAUGGUGGAUUUGAACUGAGGCCAGCUAACUUUUUCGAAAGCAGUCCAUUGCUUUGA